Messenger RNA from Penicillium malachiteum, 1608 nucleotides. Its product is annotated as lactose permease. The coding region runs from base 1 to 1608 and encodes 535 amino acids. NCBI's taxonomy places the organism in Eukaryota, Fungi, Ascomycota, Eurotiomycetes, Eurotiales, Aspergillaceae. Gene Ontology annotation, biological process: transmembrane transport; carbohydrate transport. Gene Ontology annotation, molecular function: carbohydrate:proton symporter activity. The record is from RefSeq and is a predicted model, not a curated record. Gene Ontology annotation, cellular component: membrane. The transcript is spliced from 5 exons.
AUGACAAAGAUCUGGGAAAUGGGAAAAAGUGCCAGUGUCCAGCAUGCUGAGCACUCAAGCGCACCUAUACAAAUCAAUAUUGAUGAGGCAGCUGAAUUGGCCAAUGAUGUUGGCAACAUAAAACCCUCACUUUGGACACUAAGCAUGAUGCGUUUGUACGGUUGCUUAUUUAUUGGAUACCUAUGCGCAACCGUGAACGGUUUCGAUGGUGCUGUCAUGGGUGGAAUCAAUGCGAUGACUUCUUACCAGGACUAUUUCCAUAUGGUGAGCGCGUCCUCAAGCACUGGUAUUAUAUUUGCCAUCUACAGUAUCGGUACUGCGUGCGCGGUCCCAUUCGUCGGACCUGUGAGUGAUCGAUGGGGACGGCGAGCCGGUAUGUUUUUUGGCGCGAUAAUCGUCAUACUUGGAACGGUGAUCACCUCUCGAGCGAUCAAUCAUGGAAUGUUCAUGGGUGGGCGUUUCGUCUUAGGAUUCGGAGUCUGUUUCGUCAACGUCAAUGGACCAGUAUAUGUUGCCGAGAUGGCCCAUCCCGCUUGGCGCGGUCCCUUAACCGGCCUUUACAAUUGUUUCUGGUACAUUGGAUCUAUCGUUGCUGCCUGGGUUGUAUACGGCACGCAGACCCAGACUAAUGGAUGGCGCACCCCCCUAUACUGUCAGUUCAUUGCAAGCGGCAUCAUUUCUGUGGCUGUCUGGUUCUUACCAGAGUCCCCUCGGUGGCUUGUCAGUCAUGGAAGAACCGAAUUAGCACGGAAUAUUCUCGCAAGAUACCACGGUGAGGGCAGCCCAGAGCACCCCAUCGUCAAACUACAGAUGGCCGAAAUGGAGUUCCAGAUCUCAGCUGAGGGAUCAAACAAGAAGUGGUGGGACUACAGAGAGUUGUGGAAGACAAGAUCCCACCGUCAUCGUCUGAUUUGUGUUCUCUCAAUGGCUAUAUUCGGUCAAUGGUCUGGUAACUCAUCCACCAGUUAUUAUCUUCCCGUUAUGCUCGAGAACGCAGGUAUCACCUCAGAAAGCCGGAAGCUUCUCCUAAACGGCAUCAACGCACCCCUUUGCUUUAUUUCUUCGAUCAUGGGAACGAUGUUCCUCGACAAGGCCGGUAGACGUCCACUCCUCAUUUUGAGUCUCAUCUUCUGCAUCGUUUUUCUCGCCAUCUUGACGCCUCUUUCAAAGGUCGCAGAUGAGCAUCCAGAGCAGAGGUCAACAGCUAACGCAAGUAUCGCAUUUAUUUACCUCUUCGGCAUUACAUACUCCUUUGCCUGGACUCCACUGUCUCCCAUGUACGUCGUCGAGUGCCUCGACACCAACGCACGCGCGAAGGGAAAAUCUCUGGCCCAAUUCUUCACAGCCUGUGCUUCUGCUAUCAUCCAAUACGGCUCCGGUCCUGCUUUUGAGCACAUCAAAUACUACUUUUACAUCGUCUUUAUCGGCUGGGAUUUGUUUGAGGUGGUUUUUAUCUACCUAUUCUGGCCGGAAACGAAAGACAGGACCCUGGAAGAGCUUGAUGAGGUUUUCCAAGCACACAAUCCUGUCAAGCGGAGUCUCGAGGCUAAGAAUCUUCAAACCGUGUUUAACACUCUUCAUGUCGGGGAUAAGCAGUCGGAUGCAUGA